Molecule: messenger RNA, 3930 nt
Organism: Oryzias melastigma (Indian medaka)
Lineage: Eukaryota; Metazoa; Chordata; Actinopteri; Beloniformes; Adrianichthyidae
Gene: chfr
Product: checkpoint with forkhead and ring finger domains, E3 ubiquitin protein ligase
Exons: 18
Coding region: 175-2082 (635 amino acids)
Biological process (GO): protein ubiquitination; mitotic cell cycle checkpoint signaling; ubiquitin-dependent protein catabolic process
Cellular component (GO): nucleus
Molecular function (GO): protein binding; ubiquitin-protein transferase activity
Source: RefSeq, a predicted model, not a curated record
GGUCUGCUCCCUGCUGCCCCGUGGCCCCGCCCCCGUCAGCUGAUGACGCCAUCAACUGUCGGCAGGAAGUGUUUUUGUCCCCAGAGCUAACUCGAACAUGAGGGCAAUACGCCGUUUUAUGCUGGACUACGGUGACAACACACGCUGUGUGUAGAGGUGAGGGACUGACCAGACAUGGACAGAGGAGGAAGACCGUGGGGGAAGCUGGUCAAAGUGGACUCAAGUGAAACGGUUCUUCUUUUCAGCAGAGAAUGCACAGUUGGCAGGAAAAAGGGAUGUUAUCUGUCGUUUCCGGCUAAUAAACUUGUCUCAGGGGAACACUGCAAGAUAGUAAAAGAUCAAAUCUCAGAGCUGGCAUGGAUUGAAGACACAAGCACAAACGGCACAGUGAUCAACAUGUCCAAACUGAUUAAGGGACAAACUCACCCGCUGCAAAAUGGAGACGUCAUCUACUUUGUGUACAGGAAGAGUGAACCACAACAAAAUGUUGCUUAUGUUUACCACUCUAUCAAGAUGGAACAGGGCGAGUCGCCGCACAGCUAUGAUAUGGAGAGGUCAGCCCAGAGUUACUCAGCUGUUCCAGAGUCGGAAAUGCUUCUCUCCGUGGAGCCGCUCAUCCUCACAAAGACACCCAGAGAUUUAGCCCAAGAGGAGCCAAAACCUUCAACUUCUGCUUCCCAUUUCUGCAUUGAGAACCCGUAUGCUUCUGGCACCACAGUGACCACAACAUCUUCAGACCAAUCUAAACAUGCAGCUCCAGCACAGAAGCACGACACAGACCAUCAAGAACCCGAAUCUAAGAGGAGGAAAAUGUCUGACGAUAAAGAGUGUGGAUCAGGUUUGCCGCUCAGCACCUGCACUGCAGUGUCUGCUGAGGAAGACUCCUCCAAACCAGCAGUGAAAGGAGCUAAGACGGAUAAGAUGGAGGAGUCUUUGACUUGUGUCAUAUGCCAGGACCUGCUGCACGACUGCAUCAGCCUGCAGCCGUGCAUGCACGUCUUCUGCGGCGCCUGCUACUCGGGCUGGAUGGAGCGCUCCUCUCUGUGCCCGACCUGCCGCUGUCCUGUAGAGAGGAUCUGCAAAAACCACUUCCUCAAUAACCUGGUGGAGGCGUACCUCACACAGCAUCCAGAAAAGUGUCGCAGUGAGGAGGACCUAAAGAGCAUGGACAGCAGAAACAAGAUAACUCAGGAUAUGUUACAGCCGAGAGUGGAGCGUUCGUUCUCCGAUGAGGAGGGCAGCUCCGACUACCUUUUUGAAUCCUCUGACAAUGACAGCGACUCCUCAGACACGAGCCAGUCUCUAGUGAUGUGCAGACAGUGUCCCGGCUACAGGAACUACAUGAGCCAAGUGCUGUUCACCACCAGUUCAAACUGUUGGCUUGCCGGUCUGCCGACACUACCGGCUGCUCUACCAUCAGCCAGACCCGCAGGUGAAGAGGAUGCAGCAAAGCAGACAGGAGAACAGCCCUCAACAUCCUCUGACACCACAUCAGCUUCCCAGAUGUACUGCUGCCCCCCGCAGGGCCACCAUGUCAUCUGCACCUGCUGCCUGCAGCCGAUGCCGGACAGACAGGCAGAGCUCAGCAGUCAGCCGGCCUUUGCUCAACAAUGUAUGCUGUGCAAGCUCCCUUUCUGUCACAUGUAUUGGGGUUGCCAGAGGAUCGGAUGUCAAGGCUGCCUGUCCCGUUUCAGCGAGAUCAAUCUCAAUGACAAGUGUCUGGACGGCGUGCUGAACAACAACACAUAUGAGUCAGAUGUCCUAAAGAACUACCUUUCAUCCAAGGGGAAGUCAUGGAAAGAUCUGCUCCGGGAGUCUUUGGAAGGCUUACAAGAGGGACGCUUUUCUCUGACAGCAGAUAGUGGCGUUUCUGCCAGCUCCAUCCUGUGCCUCUGCUGCGGCCUGCGAGCCUUCAGGGAGCUGGCCUACAAGUACCGGCAGAACAUCCCAGCGUCUGAGCUGCCAGCUGCUGUAACGUCUCGUCCUGACUGUUAUUGGGGGCGCAACUGUCGCACGCAGGUCAAGGCCCAUCACGCCACGAAUUUCAACCACAUCUGUGAGCAGACGCGUUUCAAGAACUGAAGACACUUCCAGCACCUUCAGGAGACGCCGGCCCGGCCCGGCCCGGCCUGACCCCACCCCUGUUCUGCUGUGUCCUCUUCAGAAUGCUAUCAUUCUAAUGUACAAUCAGAGUCCACUCACAGACACUGGUUUGAAUCAGAGCUGUGUGGGAUCAAAUCCAGACUUGGAGAGACUUGAGGGAUUAAAUCCUAAAGAGGAAACGACACCAGCUGAUGUUUGGUGAUAAGUUUAAGUCAGUCAGAUGAUCAACCACUACCCGAAAAGCUGUUUCAUCAUAUAUGUUAGUUUGCUUUGGCUGAAGAGACCUGAUAAACUAAUAUAAAACUUAGUACUUUAAUGUGUUGAAUAGAUGAAAUCCAGGCACAAGAGUGUAAACAAUUCCUUUACUCCUCAUCUUAUGACAGAUUUUGGUCUGUGUGAGAUUUUAGUUUGACCCCCUUGAACCGGGAAAACAAUCAUGUUCCCAGGCCAGGGCAAAAAAGCCAUGUCAAAGCCCCUCAUGCACGUACGGGGGGUAGGUCUGUAAUCCCGUGUGAUGUUAGCGUGGGAUUUCAUGUCUGUGGGAAGGGGAUCGCUGUGAGAAGGCAGAGGGGGGCCCUCUGUUGUGUGCUUUGUUCUGGAUAAUCAUCUCCAAGGUGAUUGAACGUAGUGCAGAAGGGACACGUAGCAGGAAGGGCUAAUCUGUAACGUAAUGCACGGUUAUCCCAUGAGAACUGAAUAUACAGAUGUGUCAUCUCAAGCUUCCUCUGCUUUCAAACAUCCUCAUCUACACCUGUUUUUUGUUUUGUUCUUCACUGGAGUUACAUUUUCCAUCUCAGGUAUUGGAAACUGUAUAAUGUUCUCGUCUACCUUCAAACAUGCAAAGUAAUGAGGGAUGCAGUCAAAAAUUAACUGUUUUUGCCUUAUUUAGUUUCUACAAAAUAGUUUAAAAGGCCUUAAAUAGGUGUUAAUUUGAUUGUGUUUUUGUAGUUUGAUAUUUAAGAGCAGAAAUCAGUAAAGUUUUUACAUUGUUCAUAAAUAAGGUUUUUUGCACAUAUUAGCUUCUUUUUUUUACUCUGUUAACUUUCUAAUUGAUCAUUACUGUGUAUGCAACCUUUAAAGAGGUAUUUUGUGAUUUCAAAUGUAUGUUUAAUUCCAGUAUAAUGAAAAAAGUAGGUUGAGAGUUCAUAAUAGCUGAAGAAUUUUUUUUUUUUUUAUGAUUAUAGAUGUGUUGCUCAACUUUUAUUGGGGGGAAAAAAUCAUAAAAUCAGCACUUUGAUGUCAUCAACCUGAGCUCCUGAUUUAAUCUGUGAUAUGAGCAAAGAGUUUAGAUGAUUCUAUUUUUUCCUCUUCCCAUUGAUACCUGCAGCAGAACCAGUUUGAAUGAUUCCCUGCUGGAGAUCUGAGCUCUAAGCUACCAACAAUCUCAGUCAGGAAGAAGACGUCAUUAGAGGUACUUUUGAGUUUGUCCCUGCAGUGAUUGGUGGGGGGUUCUGUUGUAUACUGGACCGUCUAUAAACGUCCAGACUAAGAUGCUCAGGAGAAAAUAAUCAGUUCAGUUCUACCUCAGUGCAGCUCUCUGGAUUGUAGGUCGAAACGCCAUCAAACUCUGAUUUAUAUACUCAGAAUGCUCCAUUUUUUUGUUUUUUAGAAGACAACCACUCUACCUCCUGGAUAGGAGUAGCUGCCCAUCAAUGCACUAUAUUCAUGCUUUUUAAAAUCUGGAUCAUAGCAAACAUCUUUGCAAAAGAGUAGAAGCAAAAAUGAAAAAUGAACAGGUUCAAUCUCCUUCCAUACAUUGUAGAAGUGCUCCUUUCUGCCAGAGUGGACUCUUGUAAAUUCAUUAAAUGACAUUAUAGUGAAAAGAAA